AACAGUGAUUGACCUCCAAACCAGGAUAACCGAUGGUUUUUUUAACCACCAUUGCCGAUGAUCACCUUCUUCGAUCAAAACUCUGGCUUUCAACGUUUCGUCCUCUUCAUCCUUAUCUCUUUCACCUACAAUUAAAUCAACGAAUACAACCCUGUUUCAACCCACCGACCAACAACCACCGACAACAUUCCAACCAUAACCGCUGCGUACGAUCCACUGUAAGUUUCACAGUUCUCAAAUGCGGCAUAAAACAUGCAAAUAAGAACAAGCAAUGUUGCAGACGGUUUCAGGAUUAGUGUUUCAAACACACCUAGUUGUUCAAAUCACACUUCUGGUUAUGAUGACAUAGAAUCAUUAGGAGACGUUUUUCUUUGGGGAGAGAUAUGCUCCGACGUGUGUUCAAGUGAUGGAUCCGUAAACGCAUUUCCAUCAAAAACCGAUGUUACCAUUCCUCGACUUCUAGAGUCGAACGUAGUUAUAGAUGUCCACCAAAUUGCUUGCGGCGUUAGACAUUAUUCUCUUGUAACAAAGCAAGGCGAGCUUUUUACUUGGGGCGAGGAGUCUGGCGGCAGGCUCGGUCACGGGCUCGAAAAAGACUUUGGUCGCCCACGCCUCGUUGAAUUUCUAGCGGUUACGAAUGUUGAUUAUGUUGCGUGUGGUGAGUUUCACACGUGCGCGAUAUCUACAUCCGGUGAUUUGUAUACAUGGGGGGAUGGGUCCCACAAUUCCGGACUUCUCGGUCAUGGAACCGAUGCGAGCCAUUGGAUACCGAAACGAGUUUCUGGACCUCUAGAAGGGUUAGUGGUUUGUUCGGUUGCUUGUAGCACGUGGCAUACGGCUCUGGCGACUGUUGAUGGUAGGCUUUUCACUUUUGGAGACGGGACGUUUGGUGUUUUAGGGCAUGGAGAUCGAGAGAGCUUGAAAUAUCCGGUGGAAGUUCAGUCGUUAAACGGGUUGAAGGCGUUAAAAGUUGCGUGUGGGGUAUGGCACACUGCUGCAAUUGUCGAGAUCACAAACCAGCAUGGCGGACAUUCAACGUCCCGAAAGCUCUUCACAUGGGGUGAUGGCGAAAAACAUAGAUUGGGUCAUGGAAACAAGGAAACGUACUUAAAACCGAAGUGUAUAUCCGCUUUAAUGGACUACAACUUUCAUCAACUCGCGUGUGGUAAUACGAUGACCUUAGCUCUUACAACAUCCGGCCAUGUUUUCUCCUUCGGUAGUACUUCAUACGGUCAACUCGGGAACCCACAAUCAGACGGGAAAUUGCCUGCGAUGGUGCAAGACGAGUUGGUCGGUGAGUUUGUCGAAGAAAUCGCAUGCGGAGCAUACCAUGCAGCUGUUUUAACGUCAAGAAGCGAAAUAUUCACAUGGGGAAUGGGUGCAAACGGAAGACUUGGCCAUGGGGAUUUCGAAGACCGCAAAACACCAACGUUAGUCGAAUCGUUAAAAGAUAGAGUCGUUAAAAGCAUAUCUUGCGGCGCAAGUUUCACUGCUAGUAUAUGCAUUCAUAAGUGGAUGUCCGGAGCAGAUCAGUCGGUUUGCUCCGGAUGUAAACAAGCGUUCGGUUUCACAAGAAAGAGACAUAACUGUUACAACUGCGGGCUUGUACAUUGUCAUGCUUGUAGUUCUCGAAAGGCUUUAAAAGCCGCACAGGCUCCGAUUCCUGGAAAACCUCAUCGUGUUUGCGACUCGUGUUACGCGAAACUUAUAAAGAAACCGCCUGAUGUCGGGAUCGGGAUUGGCAAUUCAUCUAGUUAUCAUAGAAGAUUUAGUAACCAACCGGGCCAAGAUGGAAAUAGAGGACCGGGCCGGACUUCGAGGCUUUUAAUGUCGCCGAACAUCGAACCGGCGAAAUACCUUGAGAUAAUGUCAGCGAUGUACGGGCCAAAAUCGGGUUCUUGUUCUUCAGUAAGAUCUUCUCAAGUUCCGUCGUCUCAACAGUUAAAGGAUAUUACGUUUCCGAGUUCGAUCGGUAGUGCUUUUAGACCGGGUGUCACGGCAUCAUCUUUUCAGAUGCAGCCGCCGUUUCUGCCGUCACCGCGGCUGCCGUCGCAACCUCAACCUCCACCUCUGCCGACCAACAGCAGGUCGGCUUCACCGUAUUCGAGACGACCGAAUCCUCCGUCUUCUGGUUCUCCGAUGUUCUCAAGGGGUGUUAUUGAUAAUCUUAACAAAUCAAAUGAGCUAUUGAACCAACAAGUGUCCAAGUUGCAGGGCCAAGUAAAAACGUUAAAGAAGAACAACGAACGCCAAGAUGCACAGAUUCAAAAAUUGCAAACUUAUGCCGAAGAAUCGGCAACAUUAGCAUCCGACCGAAAUGCCAAGUGUCAAGUUGCUGUGGAUGUCCUCAAAUUCGUCAGAUCUCAGCUAAACACGUUGACAGAGAAGCUGCCUCCUGAUGAUGAAAGCAUAAAAGCGUUGACUUUUAAACUAGAUGACUUUCUACAAUCCGCUCCGUCAAGGAAAUUCUCAAACCGAAAGCAUCCUAAGGUUGAAGAGAGUGAGGAGGUGACAUCACACAAUGAAUCUUCUGCUGGUGAAACAAGCAAAGACGGUAGCGCACAUAGAGCAGAAAAGAAAGAAGUAAUUGAACAAUUUGAACCAGGUGUAUAUGUAACUCUCAUCCAACUUUCAAACGGUACCAAAAUAUUCAAGCGCGUUAGAUUCAGCAAAAGACGGUUUGUGGCAGAGCAGGCGGAAGAAUGGUGGAAGGAAAACAAAGAUAGGGUGUUCAAGAAGUAUAGCCGGUCAAAGUCAAACAGCGGCCCAAGUACAUCUGCGGCUCAACCGCCACCUGAACAGGAACCAUCCACGUCUACAUAGCUUAGCCACUUAACGUUACCGACUUCAUUUUUGGUGCAGCGUGUCGCACUUCACUAGAUUAGAUAAUUUAUCCCUUUUUACUAAUUUGGGUCACAUGUGAAAGGGGUAUAAUAUUAUAUUUCUAACAUGUUAACUAAUUUAUAGUUAAGAUAAAAAAAAUAUAACCCGAGGAA
Helianthus annuus (common sunflower) is the source of this 2996-nucleotide messenger RNA. RefSeq names its product PH, RCC1 and FYVE domains-containing protein 1. The record is from RefSeq and is a predicted model, not a curated record. Lineage: Eukaryota; Viridiplantae; Streptophyta; Magnoliopsida; Asterales; Asteraceae. The coding region runs from base 253 to 2823 and encodes 856 amino acids. Gene Ontology annotation, molecular function: metal ion binding. The transcript has 5 exons.